Molecule: messenger RNA, 213 nt
Organism: Opisthorchis viverrini
Lineage: Eukaryota; Metazoa; Platyhelminthes; Trematoda; Opisthorchiida; Opisthorchiidae
Exons: 1
Coding region: 1-213 (70 amino acids)
Source: RefSeq, a predicted model, not a curated record
AUGAGCACAGAAACAGCGGCCGUAGUUACAUUGCACGUACCAUGCGAAUCAACCAGAGCUCCGAAGUUGAUACACGCUGAUCAGCAGAGAAAACUUGAUAACACCCUAUCCCCUCCAGAUGAAGAAUCAAGCAUUGUGAUUACAACACGAAUCAAGUUACUAGAGACCAUUCGCAAUCCUUUCCAUCGAUUCCACGUUCGUCGGCUCAGCUAA